ACAUUUCAUGCCUGGUGUUGCGAAAAUGACACGUCACGGGGCUAUGACGUCACCGCCCAAGAGCUGAAGUAAUAUCUGAAUAACAUUUGAACGUAUUUACUUUUUUUUUCUGUUUCUUUCAUUUCAAAAGAUAUGCCCACCAUGAAUCCUGAAUAUGAUUAUCUGUUCAAGCUUCUUCUGAUUGGUGAUUCUGGUGUGGGAAAGUCAUGUUUAUUGUUGAGAUUUGCAGAUGAUACUUAUACAGAAAGUUAUAUCAGCACUAUUGGAGUAGAUUUUAAAAUCAGAACAAUAGAAUUAGAUGGGAAAACAAUCAAGCUACAGAUUUGGGACACAGCAGGGCAGGAACGAUUCAGAACUAUUACAUCCAGUUAUUAUAGAGGAGCUUAUGGGAUUAUUGUUGUUUAUGAUGUAACAGAUCAGGAAUCAUUCAAUAAUGUGAAACAGUGGCUUCAAGAAAUUGAUCGAUAUGCCUGCGAAAAUGUGAACAAACUUCUAGUUGGAAACAAAUGUGAUUUGACAACAAAAAAAGUUGUGGAUUACACGACAGCAAAGGAGUUUGCAGACCAGUUAGGCAUCCCUUUCUUAGAAACAAGUGCAAAGAAUGCCACAAAUGUAGAGCAGGCCUUUAUGACUAUGGCAGCAGAGAUCAAGAACCGUAUGGGUCCACCAACAACUGGUGGAGAAGGAAUACGACCUGGAGAUAAGAUAAAUCCUAGCACUCCUGUAAAGCCACAAGGGUCUGGUUGCUGUUAGAAUUCAAAACAACUAAUCAUAUUUUGGAGUUUCUUUCUAUAACUAAAAAAAAAUAUUUUCUUCUGUGGAUGUGUUGUUUGUAAUUAGUGAACAUGGGAUUGGGCAAUCUUAUCACUUUGUCCACAUACUUUUCUGAUGCCUGACAGACAGUACAGAAACUUUUACCAAACCUUUGUCCCUUCUGUAAGAACACUUGCUUAAUUUA
Molecule: messenger RNA, 958 nt
Organism: Limulus polyphemus (Atlantic horseshoe crab)
Lineage: Eukaryota; Metazoa; Arthropoda; Merostomata; Xiphosura; Limulidae
Product: ras-related protein ORAB-1-like
Exons: 7
Coding region: 133-753 (206 amino acids)
Molecular function (GO): GTP binding; GTPase activity
Source: RefSeq, a predicted model, not a curated record